AUGAUACAUCGCUGGCAGGCCAGAAGAGACAUUCCUUUCCGUAAACGUUUCUUUGUGGGCUACGAUUUGAAUGGGAACACUUAUUGGGAAUUCACUCCGGAUGGUAACAUGGAUAGACUAAGAAGAAAGAUGGAACCAGUGGAGAAGGAGAUCUUUGAAGCGGAUUACUUCGAGAAGAUCCCUCCUCAAUGGCUCCAAUGGCUCAGAAGAACCAGAUAUGAGCCUCCAACUUUAGAAGAAUUGGUCGAAGACAAGAACCGUCAGGAAAGAAUAAAGAUAUUGGCUCUGCAAGCUGAUCUUAAAUGGACUCAAAAGAAGCAAGAACUAGAACACAUUCACCAAACAAAGCUACAAAGGGAAUUGGAUAAACUAAAGUUGGAAGAAGAACAGAAGCAGUCUAAGAGCAACACCACCACCAAGGAUAAUGAUCCAUGGAAGGCAGCAGAAAAGAAAGAUAACCCUAUUGAAGAAGCCACUAUAUUGAGCUCAAAGCGAUAG
Molecule: messenger RNA, 498 nt
Organism: Lizanozyma spartinae
Lineage: Eukaryota; Fungi; Ascomycota; Pichiomycetes; Serinales; Debaryomycetaceae
Exons: 1
Coding region: 1-498 (165 amino acids)
Biological process (GO): mitochondrial respiratory chain complex I assembly
Cellular component (GO): membrane
Source: RefSeq, a predicted model, not a curated record